UCGGCCUAAUCUUCGAUGAUGCGUGGGCUGUUUUACCAGCGUGGAAUUCGGAAUUCGGAAUUCGGAAUUCGGAAUUUGGUAUUCGCCCUUGACACAGUGCGCAACUGAACAGCCGAGAAAAAUGGACGAUGUCGGUAUUGUCGGUACUGUCGGUAGGUAUUUCAAGUUGCAAGAUAUUGAUGGACAUAGGAAUAAAGAGUAAUCAAGCGCCAGCGCUGAGCUAGCGUAUCGUAGCGUAUUGUCGUCAAAACCAGUCAAGACCAAGUGACAACUGGUGACAAGAAUGUUGUCAGAAGUGGACGUGUUCAUCAGUAAUUAUACCCUUGUCGAUCCUGAAAUAUAUCAGCUUUGGGUUGAUGGUCAUUCUUCGAGCGAAGCAGUUAGCAUUUUACAUCAGCGAGGAAUAUGUCAUGAAACGAGUGCCUCGAUCGAAUUGGUUGCUUCCGACAUUCUAGAUCAUUAUCGUACGUAUGCUCUUCUGGAAAAGCUGCUUCAUACACCUACGAAAUUGGCUAGCGAACAACUUGCCUUUCAAAUAGAACCUCAAACUAGUCAAAUGCUGAUAGAAAUGUACUAUGAAUUCGACGAUGUUGUGAUCAGAGAAUUAUUAGGGAAAAAGCUAACAUCGAAAAGUAGAAAAGACAUGGAUGAAGUGUCAGAAAAGACGGGUAUCACGCUAAAGAGUUGUCGUAGACAAUACGACAACGUGAAGAGAGUGUUCAAAGUGGUCGAAGAUUUGCCAGGAUCUCUGGCUGCCAAUAUAGAACAACACUUUUUACUUUCCGAAGAUCUUGCCAAGCGAUACGCUGCGGUGGUAUUCAUUGCCUGUCUUCGAUUCGAGAUGAAUAAAAGGAAACUGCAGUUUCUAACGUUUCCUGAUAUCUACCAUUGUGCCAACAGUAUGAUGUCGUCAUGGACGUAUCGCUGUAUCGGAUCGGAAUAUUUUGACACCGAUUUGGAUAGAGAGUUCUUAUUGGAAUUAGCAGAAUGUAGGAUAUUGUUGGAAAACGAUAAACACCAUAAACAUUUAGUAUGCAUCAAACUUAAACCGAUGCUUCUUGAGCGUUCGUAUCAGGAAAUAGAUUCGAAUUUUCGUUCAUACACGAGAGCUAUAUUGGGAAUUGGAUGUAACCUUCAUCGAUCUAGAGAUUUACGGUUUUUCUUUCUAGAGUUAGUCGAAAGAUGCAUCGAACCAUGGCGUCAAAUAAACUGGACCCAUACCGAUCUUCGAAAUUUCUUAUCGGUUUAUACUCAGUGCGCACUAGACAUGGAUGUACUUAGGGAUACCGAAUUGAGAGAUGCCUUUGAACGUUAUAUGAAUGUUGUAACUUGUUGCUUAUUGCGUAUGUAUCAUACGUGACUAUUAAUGAAAGAAGAUGAUGGUAUACAGAAAUUGAACGCAACAAACGUUGAUAGCAGUUGAAACGUAAAAAAAAAGGACGUUACACAAUUAUAAAUAAAUAAAUCCGACCACUUGUAUUAUA
Molecule: messenger RNA, 1484 nt
Organism: Osmia bicornis bicornis
Lineage: Eukaryota; Metazoa; Arthropoda; Insecta; Hymenoptera; Megachilidae
Gene: Fibp
Product: acidic fibroblast growth factor intracellular-binding protein
Exons: 7
Coding region: 284-1360 (358 amino acids)
Cellular component (GO): nucleus
Source: RefSeq, a predicted model, not a curated record